Cervus elaphus (red deer) is the source of this 1142-nucleotide messenger RNA. RefSeq names its product chromosome 11 C2orf92 homolog (gene C11H2orf92). Lineage: Eukaryota; Metazoa; Chordata; Mammalia; Artiodactyla; Cervidae. The coding region runs from base 362 to 850 and encodes 162 amino acids. The record is from RefSeq and is a predicted model, not a curated record. The transcript has 10 exons.
CAACAUCAUACAGGAAAGUGCAGAAAUCGGACUACUAUCCUCCAGUCUACAGGUCACCACAGGUUCAAAUGCUGAAUUUUCAUCAAAUUCAAAAAUUUUGGACAAAGGUCUGGCUAAACUCUUUGGUUAUCCUCCACAAAAGAGCUCAAGAGAAACCGACUUUGCAUUGAGUUCAAAUAAGCGAGAUGAACAUUUGGCUAAAUUGUUUGAUGAAAUUCUACUGCAAGUAUUUUCCAAAGUUCCAUUAGAAGAAACAAGAGCAGCAGCUGGCAGAUCAAUUACAAGGAGAGACACAAAAGAAAGAGCAACCGUUGAUGGGAAUUCUCAUGAACCAGAACUUUUCUUUGAUAGCACAGACAGAAUGUCCAAUAACGAAGAUGUUCCAACAGAUGAUCAAAAUCACAACCCACCACACGUGGAAAACAUCUCCCAAACUCUCCAAAGAUUGUCAGAUCACAUUGCAGGGGAGCAGAGGGAUCAAGAAUCCUCUCUCUUCAACAGGGAUGUGAGUGAUACGCAAUUAACGACUAUUGAUAAGGGGACGCAUCAAGAAGCAGUCAGUCCAGAUGUUCCAAGCAGGGGCAUGCCGUGCUCACAGCUUCUGCAGUUCCUCCAGAAGAACAUCAUCGUCGCUGCCGUCUCGGUGGUGGGGAUCGCCGUGGCCGCGGUGCUGCUGCUCCUGGCGCUGCUUGUGUCCGUCAGGAAGAGACAGUUGCUACAUUCUCCGGCAGACAUGACAUACAAUAUUUUUAUAAUGAAUGGAAAGACUUGGUGGCAAAAGUCUCAAGACAAGAAGACCAAAAAACAUGCAGGAAAACAGAAACAGCUGAAGUUAAAUUCCGGUAUCUAAGCCAGGUGGUGAGGCCAGCCAACCAGCACCUAAAGCUGUGAUGUGAGGCGAUUCUCCAUCCAGACGCGUGGAAAGGCAUUUGGAUUUCUGACUGUGAGGUGCACCCUAAAAAGUGUACCUUUUCCUCUCAAUUUUGAAUGGACCAAGAAAACAGUUUUGACCACAGAUUGCUCAUAAUGUUAACAGCAUUAAUGGCUAAUACAGGAGACUUAGCACAUUUCCCCAGAGACUAACCUGACAAAACAAUGGAUUGAUUUAUUUAUUAAUAAUAUUGAUUCGUUUUUUUCAGCCA